Messenger RNA from Lates calcarifer (barramundi perch), 6536 nucleotides. RefSeq names its product TLE family member 2, transcriptional corepressor b (gene tle2b). The record is from RefSeq and is a predicted model, not a curated record. Lineage: Eukaryota; Metazoa; Chordata; Actinopteri; Centropomidae. Gene Ontology annotation, biological process: regulation of DNA-templated transcription; negative regulation of canonical Wnt signaling pathway. Gene Ontology annotation, cellular component: transcription regulator complex; nucleus. Gene Ontology annotation, molecular function: protein binding; transcription corepressor activity.
UACAGUCUAGGGCUUGCUGCUGAAAAGCCCGCUGGAUCCUCCACUGACCUGCUGUUCUUUCCUGCUUUCCUCUCGUGUUUUUUCCACAUUUAGAUUAAAAACAAAGCUCUCACUCUCUCUCUCUCUCUCUCUCUCUCUCUCUCCCUUCUCCCCUCCCUCCUCCUUCUUCUUCUUCUUCUUCUUCUCCUUCUUUUCUGCGGCAGCAGUCAACGUAGAGGCUUCAGUGUGUCAUAGAGAGGGUGAAAGAGGAGGAAAAAGCAGAGAAGAAGACUAUUUGGACGGAGCAGAGUGUGUGUUUAUGUUUGUAUGUUUCGCCAUUGGACGGCCGGGUGAAGGGGCACGGGGAGAAGAGUGGGAGGAGGAGGAGAAGAAGAAGAGGGGAGCCUGACUGGAUGAAAUUCUGUGUCAUGUCACUACGUGUGGACCUUGACUGAUCACAGGGUGAGGAAACGGGAGAGAGACACUGAGAGGAAGACAAGGAGGACAGAGAGAGAGAGGAGGAGAAACUGAGACUUUGGUUUCACUGGGAAAAGAAGGAGGAGGAGGAGGAGGUGGAGGUAAAGUCUGGUGCUCCGUUUUAUCAUGACAUUGUUGGAUAAACGAACCAGCGGAUUGAGCGCUCCUCAGUUGUGUGUCAACAGGAAUUUACCAUAGAAGACAGAGAGAGAGAGAGCUGGGAAGAAAAGAAGAGGAGAGACACUCUGGAGGAGUAAAGACUACUGUGUUCAGCCCAGCUAAGGAGCAGAGACUGGACUUACUGAGUGUGUGAGAGUGUGUGUGUUUAGGGGAUUUGAGUGUGUGUGUGUGUGGCUGUGUAACCGGUGGAGGGCAGAGGAGUGGAGGGCCAGGGGACUAACCUGGCCAUCAAACGGACUGGCAGCCUCUCCUCUCCUGGGAUCAUGUACCCUCAGGGCAGGCAUCCGGUCCCCUUACAGCCUGGCCAGUCUUUCAAGUUCACAGUCCUGGAAACUCUGGACCGUAUCAAGGAGGAAUUCCAGUUCCUCCAGGCUCAGUAUCACAGCCUGAAGCUGGAGUGUGAGAAGCUGGCCAGUGAGAAGACUGAGAUGCAGAGGCACUACAUCAUGUAUUAUGAAAUGUCCUACGGUCUCAACAUUGAGAUGCACAAGCAGGCGGAGAUUGUCAAGCGUCUCAGUGCCAUCUGUGCUCAGAUCAUCCCUUUCCUCUCUCAAGAGCACCAGCAGCAAGUGGUCCAAGCAGUGGAGAGAGCCAAGCAGGUCACCAUGGCAGAACUCAAUGCCAUUAUUGGGCAGCAGCAGCUCCAGCACCUAUCUCACCAUGCCCCUGGCAUCCCCCUGACGCCACACCCAUCAGGCCUGUCCCUGGGCGCUGGGGGCUCUGGGCUUCUAGCGCUGACCGGGGCCCUGGGGGUCUCGGCCCACCUUGCGUCCAAAGAUGAACGCAACCACCUUGACCCUGAACAUCUUCGAGAGGGAGCACCCAGCAGGAGUAAGUCAGUGUCAUCGACAGACAGUCAGCCCGCCGAGGAGCGCCAGGGCCCAUCAGGAGGCUAUUCCUCCUCGCAGGGAGGAGCUGAGGCCAAGAGGAGGCGCUGUGACGACAAAGAGCCUCUCCCACCACACUCCUAUGACAGUGAUGGAGACAAGAGUGAAGACAAUCUUGUGGUGGAUGUUUCCAAUGAGGAGCCUAACUCUCCUGCAGGCAGCCCUCCUCACUCCCCCCAUGGGAACGGGUUAGACCGGGCUCCUACCUUAAGGAAAGAGCUCCCGGGCUCCUCAAGCGCAGGGGAGGCCCCCUCCACCCCAAAUCCCCGCAGCCCCACCCCAGGCAAGGCCAAGGACCCUGCACAGAUGGAUAAGUCCCAGUCUCCGUUGUCUAAAUCUGGCACCCCAUCCCCGUCCCACCGUGAGGCCCUUACCCCUGGAGCACCAGGAGCCCCAGGAGCUUCUGGUCCAAGCACCUCCUGCCUUCGUCUGGUCAGCAAAGCAGCAACCAGUGCAGACCCACUUGCUCUCCGCAGUCCCAUGUCUGUGCCCCCUGGUUCAUACCCGGCUCAUUUUGGCGUGGUGUCCCACGCAGGACUGAAUGGGGAGCUGGCCAGCCCAGGAGGUUUUGGUGGGGCCCUGACUCUCUCCCCACAAAUCAGUGCAGCAGCCAGCGCCUACUCCCGAAGCCCCAUGGUGGCUUAUGACUCUCGAUCUCACCUGAGAGCGCCUGGGCUGUCCUCCUCUCUGCCUGGUUCCUCUGGUGGAAAGCCUGCCUACUCGUUCCAUGUGAGCGCAGAUGGACAGAUGCAGCCGGUGCCCUUUCCCCCAGACGCCCUGCUGGGCCCGGGAAUCCCUCGCCACGCCCGUCAGAUCCACACCCUGAACCACGGAGAGGUGGUGUGCGCCGUCACCAUCAGCACCUCGACGCGCCACGUCUACACCGGAGGCAAGGGCUGUGUCAAGGUGUGGGACAUCAGCCAGCCAGGCAGCAAGAGCCCCAUGGCCCAGCUGGACUGUCUGAACAGGGAUAACUACAUCCGUUCCUGUAAAAUCCUCCCUGACGGGCGAACCCUGAUCGUCGGCGGAGAGGCCAGCACGCUGUCAAUCUGGGACUUGGCCACGCCCACUCCACGCAUCAAGGCGGAGUUGACGUCAUCCGCCCCCGCCUGCUACGCCCUGGCCAUCUCCCCCGACAACAAGGUCUGCUUCUCCUGCUGCAGUGACGGCAACAUCGUCGUCUGGGACCUUCACAACCAGACGCUGGUCAGGCAGUUCCAGGGCCACACAGAUGGAGCGAGCUGCAUCGACAUCUCCAACGACGGCACCAAGCUCUGGACGGGUGGGCUGGACAACACCGUCCGCUGCUGGGACCUCCGGGAGGGACGGCAGCUCCAGCAGCAUGACUUCACCUCGCAGAUCUUCUCUCUGGGCUACUGUCCGACAGGCGAGUGGCUGGCUGUGGGAAUGGAGAGCAGUAACGUGGAAGUCCUGCACGUCUCCAAACCUGACAAGUACCAGCUGCACCUCCACGAGAGCUGUGUUCUCUCCCUCAAGUUCGCCUACUGCGGCAAGUGGUUCGUGAGCACAGGAAAAGACAAUCUGUUGAAUGCAUGGAGGACACCAUAUGGAGCUAGUAUUUUCCAGUCCAAGGAGUCCUCAUCUGUGCUGAGCUGUGACGUUUCCCCGGACGACAAGUACAUAGUGACGGGCUCUGGGGACAAGAAGGCCACGGUGUAUGAGGUGGUGUACUGAGGGCUGGGAUGAGAUGGCACGGGACAGGACGGAGACUUUGUUUUGUUUUGUUUUUUUGUUGAGGUGGGUAGAGGAGGCGCACCCAGUAGCCCUGCCAGCCGCUCACAAUCCUUAUUACAUCAUCAGCAACAGCAGCAGCACCUCCGUCUCAGUCCUCUUAAGUCCUCCUGACCCUCACCCCUGAAUACAUCACCCCCCCACCCCUCUUUUUUUGUUGAGAUAUAAGCUACUGUGGAAGCUCCCAAAUGCCUCCUCCCUUUCACCCCCCCCCCCCCCCCGCCUUCCACUCUUAGCCCCAAGGAUGAGGCAUGAUAGCAUAGAGAGUGAGGCAGAAAAGAAACAGCAAGAUAAGAAGGACAAAGGAAAAGGGCGGUGGAGCAUAAAGAUAAAGUCGCGAGGAGAAAGAGGUUAAAGACGAGAAGGAGGAGAGAAGGCGAGAGUGCGGAAGCAAGAGAAAUGAAAGGGAGGAAGAAGAGGAAGAGGAGGAGAAAGAUGAGGAGGAGGAGGCAGGGUAAUUAGGGCUGUUUCCUGAUUAAGAGCUCAGUGGAAGGGAGGCCCCCAGAGGAGGCGCGGAGCGGCACUGUGGGAGCGCCAGCCAGGAGCACUGAUACCACACAAUCGAUUCAUUAGCCAGACAGUGGAAGCCUUAAUGAGGCUGACGCCGCAGCUCGCUCUCCCCAGCGAGAGGUGUCAGGAGCUGGGGAACGAUGACGCUCUGAGAUGGAGGGGGCCGCUUCAGAUAUCCACAUACACUGACAUGAAACAUAGACCUGCUCACACACACACAAACACACACACACACACACACACACACACACACACAAGGUGCACGUCAUCCAGCAAGAAUACACACACACACUCACACUUGGAUACACCCCCUUGAGGUAAUCGUAGGAAAAGAGAAACACACACAACACACAGAGCACCCAAUUAAACAUUCAUCGCUGCACUCCCCGUCUCACUGCUUAAUAUCUAUUUUAUUUUGGUCUGACAAAGGCAGCGUCUAAUGAGCAGCCGAGUCAAUGGGAUUCUCUCAGGGCCCAGAGACACAAACAGAGAACAUCAGCCGAGCUGUUCACUCUAAUUCCUCUGGAUUGUUCUCCUGACACCGGGCGCUGCACUCACUCUCAUUAAAGGCACUGUCAGCUAGAUGAAGUAGCAGCACAGCAACUUCACUGUAAGGCAGACAGAGGCAAAUUAACACCAUCCGAUUACGCCAUCAUCAGCAGCCCAACUAAGCAGCGACUAAUCCGAUUCCUUUCAAAAUUUAUGCAACUAGUUGCUGUUUUAAUUUACAAACCAGAUGAGAUUACAUGUUUAUGGGAGUCAUUAUCUCCAUCUCUGCCUGCCUGCUGAUGUGCUAGUGUUCAAAGUGCUCUGGCUAAAUCUUGUUUGAUAAGCUAUUGAUUGCUAUUAAUUGAGAUGCUAAACACCUUAAAGAAAAAGUUCAGUGUUUUGUAAAAUAUGCUCAUUCACUUUCUUGCUGAGAUUUAGACGAGAAGAUUGAUACCACACUCAUGCAUAUAUGCUAAGUAUGAAACCACUGCCUGCUAGCUUAGCUUAGCAUAUGGACUGGGAGGCAGUGAGCCUAGUGCUAACUGAAUGUAACAAAUUCCACCUACCAGCACUUCUAGGCUCACUAAGUAACAUCUUGUUUGUCUGUAAAUGCUAAAGUGUUAGCAUUUAGCGUCUAGCAUUUAGUCGUUGCCUGGCAACUACAGGAGAUUCCAGUUAAUGGCCCUUUAAUUCCCAUAAAACUGUGAUUUUUACACUUUGCUUUGUGGGGAUUCACAAAUUAAAUAUAAUGUGUUAAUCAGUAAGCUAAAGAGGUGCUAAUAGGUAUUUUGGAAACAGGAUUUUGUUUACCUUCACAGAUAACCCAGAGAGCUGUUUAAAAAUCUGUGUUCUAAACUAAGCUAGCUAACUGAUGGCUAGCUUCAUGCUUAGUGUACACAUAUGAGAGUGGUAUCAGUUUUCCCAUCUCUCAGCAAGAAAGCAAAUGAGCAUAUUUCCCAAAAUGUCAAACUUUUUUCUCUAAACCUGAUUCUUGAUUUUCAAUCCUCCUUGUAUCAUACGCCAAACUGGCAGGCAAACUGUAUAUCAGAGCUCUCUGCUUCUGUAGAACAUGCGUCACAAAGUGUGUAGACUAAAAAAGGCACAUUUCAAGCUUUUCUUUUAUUACUCAUUCAUUUCAGUAUUUUUUAUGAAUAGUAAUUGCUCGUUUUAUGUGAUGAUAUGUUUACGUAUUGGGGUUGCCUAUGACUGCGUUUCGGGGAAGCAAACAGAGAGGGAUGCACUCGUACAUGGAGACAAACAAAAGAAAAUUUUCUUUUUUUUUUUUUUAAUUAGUGUGUUUUUAUCCUUGGUGAUGGUGACAGGCAGAGGGCAUUCAACAUCAGCAAACCCAUGUGAAGAAAAAAGAAAAUAAGACCCUCCCUUUGGGAGAAAAGUUCUUCUGUCUACUGUUUGUUGUUUUUGUUUUAUUCCCCUUUUUCAAAAGUGGUAGUAAAUGUACUUUAGUCUGUUUUCAGUCCUUAUUGUGUAAUUAUACUACGUUUCUGUUGAGUCUGUGGUCAGUGUACAGCAGGCAUCGGCUGUGACGUGAUGAUACAGAUUUAGCCAUCAAAGAGGUCCCACUUUUUACUGCAUGCUUGUUGCACUAAAACUUCACUUCUGCUGAUAGAACGAGAUAAAUCAGAUUUUAUUCGGUAGAUACAAGGAAUUGUCUCUCAUCCACAGUUUUACAGGGGGAUGAAUCUUACAUUACAGUAUGCAAUUUAGUUCAGCUGUAAAAAGUUUUAGCAAGAUGUGUCAUGUUUCUCACUGCAGUGCUAAAGCAGGAUAGAAGAAUUAUGAGGGACUUCUACAAUGGCUACUGUACCAGUGAGGAGUCAGAGAUCAUCUGUACAGUUUAAUGCCUUUGCCUGCCUCUUUUCCCUUCUCUGCCUGUCAGCCACAGGCAGACCUAAAUGAUAUUCUCAUACACAAGCUUGUAUACUACUCAGAAUGAUGCUGUAUAAUGGCUAUGCAUUUGGUGGUAUAGCGUGAAUAUUUGGGACAUUGUAUUUGAUACUCUUCUUUAACUGUCAGUAACGUCUCUCUCCCCUGCCUGUGCUUUCUCUGUUCCAACAAUAUAAAAGCAUUUUUUUUCUUAUGUCGUUUUUUCUGUUCUGUUUCUAAAGCUCAUGUUUAGUUUCUCUUUUAAAAAGCCAAGGAACUUUUUUUUAAUGCACUGUGUCUUCCCUCCUGAUGCAUUUCCCAUGUGCUGUAUAAGAAAUACUAUGUGUGAAAAAUAAACCAAACUUGUGUUCAUCCUUU